Messenger RNA from Melanotaenia boesemani (Boeseman's rainbowfish), 1774 nucleotides. It is a transcript of the gene acadl, whose product is annotated as acyl-CoA dehydrogenase long chain. The transcript is spliced from 11 exons. Gene Ontology annotation, biological process: fatty acid beta-oxidation using acyl-CoA dehydrogenase; carnitine metabolic process, CoA-linked; long-chain fatty acid catabolic process. Gene Ontology annotation, cellular component: mitochondrion. Lineage: Eukaryota; Metazoa; Chordata; Actinopteri; Atheriniformes; Melanotaeniidae. Gene Ontology annotation, molecular function: flavin adenine dinucleotide binding; long-chain fatty acyl-CoA dehydrogenase activity. The record is from RefSeq and is a predicted model, not a curated record. Bases 49 to 1377 code for a protein of 442 amino acids.
GUUUUUGUUGCUUGAUUUCUGGCACAGUUGUUUCUCUUUUAUGCAAAGAUGUUUGUCAAAAAAAUCACUAAACCUUGUGUUUUGGGACUGAGAAAUGUGUUGGUACGCGGACAGGUUCUCUCUGCGGCUACUGCAAGACAACAACAUAGUCAGGCCCAGGAGCAUGGGCAGUCCAACACCUCAAUCCGUCCGGAGACCUCCAGCGCCAAGACCCUGAUGGACAUCGGGACCCGCCGGAUCUUUAACGAGGAUCAUGACAUCUUUAGGCAAAGCGUGAGGCGCUUCUUUCAAGAGGAGGUGGUUCCACACCACAAUGAAUGGGAGAAGGCAGGUCAGGUGAGCAGAGAGGUGUGGGAGAAGGCUGGUGAGCAAGGCCUGCUGGGAGUAAUGAUACCAGAGGAGCAUGGGGGCAUCGGAGGAGAUGUUUAUUCUGCAGCUAUCACCUGGGAGGAGCAAAUGUAUUGCAACUGCACUGGCCCAGGUUUUGCCUUGCACUCUGACAUCGUCAUGCCUUAUAUUGUCAAAUAUGGCUCUAAAGAACAAAUUGAGCGCUUUGCUCCCAACAUGACUGCUGGGAAAUGCAUUGCUGCGAUCGCCAUGACAGAGCCAGGAGCAGGAAGUGAUCUUCAGGGUGUGAGGACGUACGCCAAGAGGGAUGGCAGCGACUGGAUCCUGAAUGGCAACAAGGUGUUUAUCACAAACGGCUGGAUGGCCGACUUGGUGGUGGUUGUAACCGUGACCAAUCGUGAGGCCAAGACAGCAGCACACGGCAUCAGUCUGUUCCUGGUGGAAAACGGCAUGAAGGGCUUCCAGAAAGGACGCAAGCUGGAUAAGAUUGGUCUCAAGGCUCAGGACACAGCUGAACUGUUUUUUGAAGAUGUGCGACUCCCAGCUACGGCUCUCUUGGGCGAACUCAACAAAGGUUUCUACUACCUGAUGAAUGAACUACCACAGGAGCGUCUAGUGAUUGCUGACAUGGCCAUAGCAAGCUGCGAGUUUAUGUUUGAGGAAACUAGGAACUAUGUGUUGCAGCGGAAGGCUUUUGGAAAGACCAUCGCUCACCUGCAGACUGUGCAGCACAAGCUGGCAGAGCUGAAGACCGAGAUCUGUGUUGGCCGAGCCUUCGUCGAUAACUGCAUUCAGCUCCUCGCUGAGAAACGCUUGGAUCCCUCCACAGCUUCUAUGGCUAAGUAUUGGGCAUCAGACCUUCAGAACAAGGUGGCCACUCAGUGCCUGCAGCUCCACGGAGGCUGGGGCUACAUGUGGGAAUACCCAAUCGCUAAAGCAUUUGCUGACUCGCGCGUUCAGCCCAUCUACGGAGGGACCAAUGAGAUUAUGAAAGAGCUCAUCGCCCGCGGUAUCGUCAGCCAGAAGUGAGACAUUCGGAGGUUUGGAAGAGCAGCAGGGGGAAAGGGCUGCUUCGUAAGGAUGCCUGGAGAAGUUUUUUUUUUUUUUUUUUUAUGCCAAUAAAUGUGACCUGGAGAGGCCUUAAAAUGUCAAAAUGUAGUUAAAUAAUGCAUGGAUUUAUUCAAGCUUAUCAUGGCAUUAAGGCAAGACUGUACCUUUAAAUAAAAAAAAGAAAAAAAGUCUAAUUUCAUUCAGUUUAAUUAGCAGUUAUACUGUUGCUGCUGCACUUCCUCUAUUAUGACUGUUUAUGUAAAUGUACAGAGAAGAACAGAUUUUAAAUAUAAUGCACUAAAAGUUAUUUUGUAUAAAUGUGUUAUUAGCUGGUUGUGUUUCAAAUCUGUACACUGACCUUGUGCACCUAAUUAAA